AGCGAGUUUCGGUUCUAGUCGGUCAUUCAAGGUAGUAAGUUCACAGAUUCCCUCUGGCAGGUUCCAUCACCACACCUGCACAAAACAUUCGACUUGCACUCGAGAAUCACGUCGGUUGUGUCCGUGCGUCGUUUGUCUUUCACCUGUACGACGAUAAACAAAUCUAGUGGCCUACCUGUUUUCACAACGCUAACUGCGCUGUUAUACGAACCCGAACGAAGUGUAUGUGUGUUUCUUCUUUCGAAUUAUUCGUUUAUUUUUGAAAAAUAUAUCUCGCAUUCCCAUCUUUAUGUGCGCGUAUUAUUAGAUAGGAAAUCUAUGCACGUUCACGUAUGAAGAAGAAUAUCUAAAAAAUGCUCAGAAUUUGUUUAUUAGAAAACUGAACUUAGAAAAAAAUGGAAGUGCAAUAUCAGUGGACAGUUCUUUCGGUGCUAUUUUUCGGUGUAGUGAAUGCGCAAGAAGAAACUGUCUGUUAUGGACCUGGUUCCAUAGCGGCUUCGGUUGUUUUAACAUUUUUGUUGACAUUGUUCGUAUUGUGGGCCGUUUACUUUUGGAGGAAAAGGCGAAAAUCAAAAACCGAUCACCUUAUUUUGGAAACGGACCCAGAAAAAGGAAAAGGGGAAUACGCGUUUGAUAAUCCUGGUUUUAAAGAUGCUAGUUAUUUAACAAACAAAUCACUUGAAGCUCAAGAAGAAAAAAACAAAUCAAAAUGGAACCAAUGGUCUCCUCUUUCUGUUUUGAACGUGAAGGAAAAAUCGGAGAAAAAGAAAACUCUGGACGAUUCUGCUUUAAGUGAAAAGGAAAUCAAAGUUAUAUCUUUGAGAAGUGAGGAUUUUACAGGACUUGGUUUCAAUAUAUGUGGCAAUAUGAGGGAAGGAAUUUAUAUAAAAGAUGUAUUACAUCGAGGACCUGCUUUCGAUUCUGGGAAAUUAAAUUCAGGCGAUCGUAUUAAUAGUGUGACCAUUAAUUUUGAACAUAUGGUAUACGAAGAUGCAUUGGCGAUAUUAAGUUAUGCCAGUCCCUAUGAAGUUGUGAUCGAAGCAAAAGGUGGGAAGCUAAUUCAUAAUAUACCAGGUCAAGGAGGACAGCCUGGGCAUCCUUUAUAUAAAAGCUCAUCACAUUUGGAUCUAUAUAAUGUGGAUAAAAGUAGCAAAAAGAAAAUCAACGAUAGCGGUUCACUGGAUUCGAACUAUUCAAGUUUGAAAAAGUCCAUAAGUAACAUGACAACGCUGGAAAGAAAAGAGUCCCAUUCCCCAAACAUAAAUCUACCAACUAAGAAACAAAUAAAUAACUUAAAUCCUGAACAUCUUAAAGUCCAACUGGAGCAACGAAUGGAAAUGAAAGAUCCCAUAGAACAAGAAACCCAGAAAACAGAAGCGAAAUUUCCCAAAUUUGGUAUAAGAGUUUUACCAAAUGAACGUCAAAUAAGUCCAAAAAGCGUCGAGCAAAACGAAAACAAUAUUAACAUAGAAAAAAAUUUAGAAUGUAAACCGAUGAGUAUAGAUGAAGUUGAUAACACUAAACAACCGCCACCAGUUAAGAAACGAGAGAAAAAAAUAGAAAGAAAUGAAAAUUUCGAGAGGAACAGUAUGAAUAAUUCUGGAAUAAGAAGAGAUAAAGAAGGAAUACCUUUAGAGCUUCCAGAACACAUGUUAAAUGCAGCUAGCGCUGCCAUGAACAAUAGAAAAUCAAUAAAUAGAGAAUUAUUCAAUGAAAACGAUCAAAGGAAGAAAAAAGGUAAAGCGCCUUUAGUACCAGAAGACAUAAAAGUAACAAAUUAUGAUGACAUACAACCUGCCACAGAUGAUGAUAAUUUAAAAGAUGUCGACAUUGAAGAAGCAAAUACAAGUCCAUCAAUUUCAAAUAAAGAAACUAAAUGUUACAACUCCGAUUCCGACGCAGAAACAGAUAACAAUUCUUCCGUAAACACAAUAGAACUAAACUCCAGUGAUAUUACAAUUCAUCAAACGGAAGAAGAAGAAAAACUGAAAAAUAGAAAAACCGCUAGUACUGGCGAUUUAAGUAAAAUCAAACAUUCUAAAUGUUCUAAUAAUACCGGUACAUUAGAAAGAGCUCAAAGUCUUGACAUAACCGAUUCUACUGUACCUAUUAGAAACAGAAUAUCUGAAGAUUUGAUGAAAUCGGACGAAGAUCUUUUUAGAAGCGAAAUACUUAGUAGAGAACCUCGUUUAUCGUUAAUUCUAGAUGGUCUGAAUACUUUCCAGAGAAAUAGAUUAAAAAAAUCUACAGAAUGGGGAAAUCUCGAAGAUGCAAUUUUGAAAUUAGAUCAAGAAGAUGAAAAAUUCCAAAACAGUUUCAACGAUACAGAAAAUAGCGAAUACCAUGCAGUUGUUAAUAAAAUAAAUGAAAUAAAAAGAGAAUCUGAAACCCCGAAUAAUUUAAAACAAAUAAAGAAUGAAAUAUGGCCAGAUAAUGGUGGAUUCAAAGAAAAUACUAACAAUAUAAUUACCAUAGAGACUAUGACAGAUGACAUAGCGGAAAAUAAAGAUGCAGAAACGGAAAGCAGUACUUAUGAUCAACCUCUACAAAAAAAUAUUGCAAUAAAUAACAGAAUCUAUGAACCAUUCGAAUCUACAACCAACAAACUAAAUGAUAUUCUUAAUAAUACCGCAAUACCGGAAUUGAAUAAACGACAAAGGUUACCAGAUGUUUCCGCCACACCCCCCGAUCCAAUUUCCGACGUAAUAGAUGAAUGGGAUAGUUCAUUUCCCGAUAAUAUCACAAACACUUCACCUCCUCAUUCUCUCGAAACCGAGGAUAUCACACCGUUGAAAUAUUCACCAGUACCGAAACCAGAAGAAGUUCUAUCGAAAAUUCCACUUCUGAAUUCGAUGGUGAAAAAUCAAAAAGAGGAGGCGUUGAAACAAUCUGUGUUGAAUUCGAACAUCACCGACGAAACUAAAACCGUUGUGAGUUUGAAUGCUUUACCAGUGGAAUCUAACCUAAAAGAAGUUACUCGUAAUUUUUUGUAUACAGAACAACUUAAUAAUGAAGGAGAGAACAUCUACUGUCCUAAAGCGGACGAUGUUAACGUUUCAGAUGAUAUUAAAGUUUCAAGACAUUCUUACGAAAGUUUGGAAAGACAGAGUCCAAAAUAUGAUAAUAAACCAACGGAUGCCAUAAGACAUGUUAGUAAUAUUAAUGUUACCAACAGUGCUAAUGGUGAUUCAGAAUUGCAUAGUUUGGAACUAAGUAUUAAUGAAUCUCAAGAUAUGUAUACCACUGCUGUGGAUUAUAAUGAUAGUAAAGUAAUAUUAAAUACUCCAGAUCUAAUUAAAAACGUAACUUUAACUGAAGCUAUCAAUACUUUAAAUGAUGAGGUAACUUUCACAAAUAAUAAUCCAUCAAGUCCUUCACAUUAUGCUGAUUCUGUUAGUGACGAUGGUAAAAAUCAAAAUGCAUCUCAUACUUAUGUCACGGAAAUUAAAGUAACACCAAAUAAUUAUAAGAAAGGUAAUGUAUCGGAAAUAGAAAUAACAUCCGAUGAACCCGAUGAAUCCGUUGAGGAAACUCGAAAUUUAGAUAAGGAAUUCGAAAAUUAUGUAAAAAAUUUCGAAGCUAAAUUGGAACAUUUUGAAAGUAACAUCCACCAAUUUGAUAGUAACAUCCACCAAUUUGAUAGUAACCUCCAAGAGUUUAUAAAAGAAGAACCAGUGGAUGUUAAAUUAGAAGAAAAAGUAGAUGAAAAUGAAUUACAAAAAAUACGAAAAAUAGCUGAACAGCAACUUAAAAAAUUACCAGAAAUGAAAUUCACGACAUCCAGUUACGAGCCGUCUAAAAUACCAGAAAAACGACAGUCACAAGUCGAACUACUGAAAUCCAACUUUGAAAAAUCUUCAGCGAAACCUCCCAAACCCGAACUUCCAUCCAAAUCUCGUAUACCGAUAGCGACAACAAAAACUCCUCCAACUUCUCCGGAACGACGAGAUUCCAGAAAUCUCGAAAAUGAAAAUGAUAAAGCCAUUUUAGAAUUAAUGUCGUCUUCUAUAACUUCAACUCCAUUCGCAACAAAAAUCAAACCACCCAAUAAAAACGUCACUGUAACAUCUAUAAGAACCAGUUCGAAAAUACCUUCCGGUUUACCUACUUUGGGAGGUACCAGGACGCCCAGAAAAAUAGAGCUAAAUGAUGAAAAUGUCGUACAAGUGUCGACUAACGGGAAUGUCGAAAGCAGCUUUAAGCAAUGGGUGUUUAAUCCGUCCAAUGUAACUAAUGUUACGGUUACUCAAAAUAAAGAUGACAGAAAGUGAUAUUCACUUUCAAUAUUUAGUUUUAUUCCAUACAUUCAGUACAUUGGAGUGGAAGUGAUUGUUAAUUAUAUGUCUGCUUAAACAAUAUUUCAUAAUAGUUACAGGUGAUUCCAUCUCCUUCCAUAUAUUAUAUAAGUACCAAAUUCCUUAAAAUCUGUUCUUCUGUUUCUCACCUCUUCUGGGCAUUUAAGCUGGGUUUACACUAUAUAGCUAUACAGCUCUACUAUAAAUAAAUUUGAUGCCAUUCUGUGUAGUAGAGCCACAUAUAGCUUGGGAGAAACCGGAGUCUUCAGUUUCCAACCAGAUGCAGGAGAAGAAGGUAGUUCUUGCAGCAGCCGCAUCUACUGUAAUAUUUUCAACACCACUGGCACUACGGAGAGAGCCUUGGCUUCGUCCACCACAUUCCUCCAGUUAUCAUGGUCCAACGCUCGGCGUCUACACUCCCUCAUACCUAGCUCCCGAAGAUCCUCUUCGACAUCAAAAUUUGCUAUAUAGCCGUGCUACAUAGUGUAAACCUUGCUUAACUCUGUACACUUUUAAUUAGUCUCCCCUUUUUUUAACAAGGAUGAUGGAUUUUUUUCUUCAUAUGUCUCCCUUCUUCAUAAGGGUCCUAAUUUCAUAGUUUAUUAGUGCUUGGUAUUUGUUUUCUUGUAUCUUUUUGGGCUCCAACAUUUUUAUUUUUUUCAUUCCCAUAUUUCUGUGUAAGUUAUUACUACUGGUGUCAUUAUUGUGUUGUAACUUUUUUUCUUUUUUUUGCUAAUGUUUCUAUCUUUUAGUAAAGUUUAGUAGUUUCAGUAUAUUUAUUAUCCUUUCUUAUUUCCACUGUCCACCAACAAUUUUUUUUAUUUUUACCCCUUAUUCAAUAAUUAGUAUUUAUUUAAUCAUGUUUAGUUUUUUUAUAUGCUUCUUUGCUUAGUUCUUUUAGGAUUUUUCUGGAGUUCCCUAUUCACAAUUUUUCUUAGUAUCGAUUAAUAGAAUUACAUUAUUCAGAAAAAUAUGUUUUUAAAAACAAGACAAUACCAUAAUUAAUUGAUAAUAUAUAAUUAUGAAUAUAUUUCAAAAAAAUAUGGAAAUAAAGAUUGUUUAAAAACAAAGGAAUAAGAAAUAUGUGAAGAGCUGAGAAAAAACCAUCAAACGACAAUUUAUUGAACGAUAAAAAAUUAUUAUAGUUCUUCCAAUAUCAAUUGCAGAUUAUAAAAACUUAAUAAAAACCCUUGCCGACAAUUUUGUUUCAUCUCCCAUAGGCGUAGAUAGCUCAUUUUCUAAAUUUUUUAUUUUUAUUUAUUUUCAUAAAUACUUUAAAAAAAUAUGUAUAUUUUAUGAUAUCAUUAGUAUUAAUGAGAUAAAAUGAAAAUCUAAAUAAAGUUUUGAUUUAUUUAGUGUUGAGUUUAUUUGGUAAUAUUUAGUAAAUUGUCAAUGAAACCAUCAAAUAAAAACAAGAAAAUAGUAGAUAGUUUAUAUAGACUAACAUUUUAAUCUGUUUUAACCUAUUACAAUCAUUUUUAAAUAAUUUUAAGAACUUUUAAAUCUUCUUGCUCUAGUAUCUUAUGUACAGUAAAAUGAAAACUUCCACUUCAAUGUCGUAGAUAUAUUUUCAAAGAAAAAAGUUUAAUGCUCAAUUAAGAUUACCUAACUUUUCAUUUAAUAUCUUUAGGCGAUUUUAAUUAUACUAAUAUUAAAAAAAAUGUUGGAUAUUUUGUACAUACAUUUAGUAAAUAUAUAUUUUUUAUAAAGUUAUUGUUGAACUUUCUACAAAUUUUAAAGGUGGAUAUUGUAUUGUAAAUAUUUUUUUAAGCCAACAAAUAUAAUUUUAUCUAUA
This is a messenger RNA of Diorhabda sublineata, 6090 nucleotides long. RefSeq lists its product as uncharacterized. Gene Ontology annotation, molecular function: protein binding. Bases 396 to 4271 code for a protein of 1291 amino acids. Lineage: Eukaryota; Metazoa; Arthropoda; Insecta; Coleoptera; Chrysomelidae. The transcript has 7 exons. The record is from RefSeq and is a predicted model, not a curated record.